GAGGGCAACAAACUGCUGGUGAGGAAGGUGGACGAUGCCGUCAACACCACCUUCGUCUGUGAGGCCAAGAACAAGAUUGGCACCAGCAAGCACCAGAUUACCACCGUCGUCAUCGAAACAAUGAGGCUCGACUCAGGCGGGUCGGUAGGUGCCAUAGUCGGUGGAAUCCUCGGUGCCCUCGUGGUUAUCGGCAUCAUCAUCAGCAUCAUCAUCUUCAUACGCAAACGGCAGGAGGACUUUGAGGGCCCUCCCAAACACAAGCCACCUCCCCCUGUGAAGGCAGGCAGCUCUACAGAGAUGCUGAACAAACCAUCAGAGCCUCCAACGGCCACAGAGAUGGUUCCUCUGACUCCGGUUUACUAUGAGACCACAGGCGGGGAGCCUAUCACGAAUCUGGAUGAUGACACCAGUGGUGCACUGAACGGCGGCGCCCCUCCCAUCCUAGAUGACAACGUCAACGACCUCAAAGAUCAUGCAGCUGAUGAAGGUCACCGAGGUAACGACCUGGACUCCUCCAAUCACGACCUGCCACCUGCCAACAUUGGUCGGGGCGAGAGCUUCGUAUCUCCCGCCAUGUACGUGUAGCCACGGGAGAAACUGACGAGUGUCACGAGCAUAUGAGCAAGCCGCAGGUCACUUAAAGUUUGCAUGACAAGUGAAAGCGAGAACGCCGCUGCCACUUUUGAAAUCUCUUCUAUUGUACAUUAAACUUUUCAAAUUU
Molecule: messenger RNA, 721 nt
Organism: Thalassophryne amazonica
Lineage: Eukaryota; Metazoa; Chordata; Actinopteri; Batrachoidiformes; Batrachoididae
Product: nectin-2-like
Exons: 5
Coding region: 121-585 (154 amino acids)
Source: RefSeq, a predicted model, not a curated record